UGCGCAAACAGCUGCUGCAUCUUACUAAUGGGAGACCCCUAGCCGUCCAAGUCCAACUCGCAGGAGCUUAUAAGUGAUCGAUGUUUGUGGAACAUCUGGGAAGAGACUCCGAGUGCCCCUUUCUCAUGUCUGCCUGUGAACCCGGUAAUUUGCUUUUAUUAAAGGAAAAGCAAAGGGAUUGCUGACAGAUCUUCGCAAUUGCACCAUAAUGUGUCCAGGGAAGAUCUAGAAUCUGGUCAACAAACAAGAAGAUGAAGCAUUCGGUGUGUUUAGUGCUAUUGAUCUGCUCUUCUGUGACUGCUGACGUAAAGCUGGUCUCAAAAAGAAACUCAGUGGAUGGCUGCAUGGACUGGUCGGUGGACCUGAAAAGCUAUAUGGCGUUGGCCGGUGAACCAGUUCGGAUGAAAUGUGCCCUUUUUUACAGUUAUAUUAGGACUACAUAUAACAUGGCUCAAAGCGCUGGGCUCCGGCUCAUGUGGUAUAAAACCAAAGGAGACGUGGAAGAACCAAUUCUUUUCUCAGUUCUUCGGAUGAGCAAAGAUGAUGACUCGAUAUGGAUCCACACGGCAGAGGUGCAGGACAGCGGCUUGUAUACAUGCGUAUUGAGGAACUCUACAUAUUGCAUGAAGGUAUCGAUGCCCUUGGUUGUGGCUGAAAAUGACAUGGGUCUUUGUUACAACAGCAGGCUACGAUAUUGGGAACAAGUUCAAGUAACAAAAAAAAAACAAAUCACAUGCCCUGACGUUGACGAUUAUAAAACACCAAACACAGAUCCAGAAAUUGUGUGGUACAAGGAGUGCAAGCCAAAGACGUGGAGAAGCUCCAUUAUACAAAAGGGAAAAACUUUAUUAAUACAAGAUGUUCAAGAUGAAGAUGCAGGGAAUUAUACCUGUGAACUUAAAUAUGAGGGAAGACCAGUCCGACGGACAGUUCAACUAAAAGUAACAGCUCUUGUAACAGCGAAGCCUCCUCAACCGUUGUUCCCUGUGGAGAACCAGCCAAGUGUUAUAGAUGUCCAGCUGGGCAGACCACUAACCGUAUUCUGCAGAGCCUUCUUUGGAUUUACUGGAGACAACGCACCCCAGAUCUACUGGAUGAGAGGAGACAAGUUUAUAGAAGAAUUAGAAAAUCAUAUUAAAGAAGGGGUAGUCAGGUUACUUAAGGAACACCUUGGGGAGAAAGAAGUGGAAUUAGCGCUCAUAUUUGAUAUUAUUCAAGAAAAAGACCUGGGAAAUUACAGCUGUCACGUAGAGAACAAAAAUGGGCACAAUCAUGCCACAGUCAUCUUGCGUACAAGAGGUAUAAAGUAUAACAUUGAACUUGCUGGAGGUCUCGGUGCGAUCCUUCUUGUAUUUAUUUUAUUUGUGAUCAUCUAUAAAUGCUACAAUAUAGAAUUAAUGCUCUUCUACAGACAAAAUUGUGGCAGUGAUGAAGCUGCAGAAGACAACAAAGAAUAUGAUGCCUAUCUCUCGUAUACCAAAGUGGACCCAGACUCACUGGACAAUGAAACUAAGGAGGAGGAGCAAUUUGCCUUGGAGAUUCUCCCAGAUAUUCUAGAGAAACAGUAUGGAUACAAGCUCUUCAUUCCAGACCGGGAUAUGAUUCCUAGUGGGACAUACAUGGAGGACCUUGCUCGAUGUGUGGAGCAAAGCAGAAGACUAAUCAUUGUCCUGACACCAGAUUAUGUGAUCAAACGAGGGUGGAGUAUCUUUGUGCUUGACAGUCGACUCCACAACAUGCUGACGAGCGGAGAAAUCAAAGUCAUAUUGAUAGAAUGCACUAAUUUAAGAGGAAAAGUGAACUAUCAAGAAGUGGAGUCGCUCAAGCAUGCCAUCAGACAUCAGUCUUUAAUUAAGUGGAAUGGUCCAAAAAGCAGCAAAGUCAAUUCAAAAUUUUGGAAGAAUCUAGUGUAUGAAAUGCCAGCAAAAAGGAGAGAGGUGCUGUCACGGCAGCACGUCAUGGAUAGCGGGGAGCAGAGUCUUUUUGGAGAUCUACAAACUGUGCCCUCCAUCGCUGUAACAGGGUCAUCUGGUACAUUGCCCAGAUCCCAAGGCGAUAUGGACGGCUUUCACCCUGUAGAAUCAAUGCAGAUGAGACAUUUCUGCAGAGCUUACGAGUUUGACAAAUCAACUUCACCUAUGUCAGUAUCAUCUCUGGGCAAUCACCACACGUACUGCAACAUACCAUUAACCAUCUUAAAUGGACAGCUGAACCACGGCAGUGCCGGGAAGGACCCACAGGAAUUCCAAGGAAACAACACAUUUUUACCCGUAUCAUCCAGAGAACUAAGCUUCACCAGUGACAUCUGGUAAUAUAUGUCUGGUUUUUGCGGUUGACGCGUCCCUUUUCCUGACCUAAAGCUUACGCUACAGGGGUGCCGAAACAAAUUUUCAAGCACUGGCACAAAUACUCUGUUUUGUAUUUGAACAUUUUGUUUACAUUGACGGGAUAUUAUUAUUAAGGGUCCUGUUUUUUUUUAGUUUCGACAUAGUCUAAAAUUUUACUGCUUUGUUGAAGAAGAAAAAGUACAGUAUUCCAGUUAUAGAUAUAUAUAUAUAUAUAUUUUAGAUUAGAUGUAAAAUUUGGAAAGAUUGGAGUACGCUCUUGAGAAGACUGGGUAUUUACAUACACGUAUAUAUAUUUCAAAUUCAUUUCAAUACAUUUGAAAAAAACUAUGUUACGUUUAUUUUCGACUACUUAUGCAAAUGUCAUAGCACAUGGAGAACAUUUUGUAAAGAUGAUUGUGUAAUAAGAAAAAAGGAUUGAAGUACCUCGGAGACUGUCACUUGUAAAAUUAGUUUCAGAAAAAUAAAAUGCACAAUGAUGU
Messenger RNA from Spea bombifrons (plains spadefoot toad), 2827 nucleotides. RefSeq names its product interleukin 1 receptor accessory protein like 2 (gene IL1RAPL2). Gene Ontology annotation, biological process: signal transduction. The record is from RefSeq and is a predicted model, not a curated record. The transcript has 11 exons. Lineage: Eukaryota; Metazoa; Chordata; Amphibia; Anura; Pelobatidae. Bases 252 to 2312 code for a protein of 686 amino acids.